GGCGGCGGCGGGACUUUCGCCUCCGCGCGAGCGGGGACUUCUGCCCAAGUUUUACCUCACGAAGUACCUCACCGCUGCAGCAUGAGGCGCGGCCAUGGCCAUGGCCAGGAGGGGUAGGUCAGCCGUGAGGACGCUGGAGGAUCUCACGCGGGAUUCCGGCUACGGUGGAGCAGCGGAUUCCUUCAGGUCCUCCAACCUGUCCCUGUGCUCCUCUGACUCUCACUUGGCGCCCACCCAUGGAGGCAACUGCUGGUAUCUGACAGACUCGAUGCAAAGUCGACACAACAGCUGCGACACUGUCAACACGGUCCUGGUUGAAGACGCUGAGAUACUGGAGUGUUCGGGGCAGUACUCCAAACUGCCUGAACUGGACGAGGUCCCGUGGAGUGUGCAAGACAUCGAAGCUGUUCUGGGCAGAGACCUGGGCAAUUGCUCCAAAGAUGCCAUCGCCAAACUGUCCUCCUUGGCCGGCAGACCGCUGGUGCGGAUCGCCAAAGAAGCUCAGAGGCUGAGCCUCAAGUACGCCAAGUGCACAAAGUAUGAGAUUCAGAGUGCCACGAAAAUAAUUCUGUCCUGGACUCUGGCGGAGAGCUGCACCCGCGCCGCCCUGAGCGCCCUUUCGCUGUACGACAUGAGCACAGGCGACCGGUUCAGUAAAGGUAAAUCGGCUCGAUGCAGCCUUACCUUUUCGGUGGGGAAGUUUUUCAGAUGGAUGGUGGACAGCAGAGUGGCACUUCGCAUUCACGAGCACGCCGCGAUCUACCUGACAGCGGGCAUGGAGAGCUUAAUCAAAGAGAUAUUUCUAAGAGUGAAGCACAGCGGCCACCUCUCAAGCGAGAACGCGGCUCCGAAAGUUGGGACAGAGUCCAUGGAUCAAGCAAUAAACAACGACCCAGAACUCUGGGGUAUGCUUCAGCCCUACCAGCACCUUAUCUGUGGAAAAAAUGCAAAUGGAAUUUUGAGUCUGCCCGAGAGUCUGAACCUGCACAGGGAGCACCAGAAGUCGGGAGGUGUACAGAUGUACAGUCAGUCUGAGCUCCGCACCAUCGAGCAGUCGUUGUUGGUUACACGUGUGGGAAGUAUCGCUGAGCUCAGUGAUCUGGUCUCUCGUGCAAUGCAUCACCUCCAGCCACUGCAGUCUAAACACUGUGGGAAUGGUACCCCUGUACGUUACAAGCAAGGACCUCUGUACUGGGAGCCUGAGGCACUGUACACAUUGUGCUAUUUCAUGCACUGUCCACAAAUGGAGUGGGAAAAUCCCAACGUGGAGCCAUCUCGAGUCAACCUUACCAUUGAGAGGCCUUUCCUGGUAUUGCCACCAUUAAUGGAAUGGAUAAGAGUGGCUGUGGCACAUGCUGAACAUCGCAGAAGUUUCUCUGUGGACAGUGAUGAUGUCCGACAAGCUUCACGCCUCCUGGUCCCUGGAGUCGACUGUGAACCGCGGCAAUUAAAAGCUGAUGACUGUUUCUGUGCCUCCUUGAAACUGGAUGCAGCAACCACAGAAGCAAAGUUUAUCCAAGGUCUCGGAUUCCGCAUGCUGAACUGUGGCAGGACAGACCUGGUUAAACAAGCCAUUGCAUUGCUUGGACCUGAUGGCAUUAACACACUGAGCGAACAGGGGUUGACACCGUUGAUGUAUGCGUGUGCUCGAGGGGAUGAAGCCAUGGUGCAGAUGUUGCUGGAUGCUGGAGCAGAUCUGAAUUGGGAGGUUCCCAACGCUACCCACAAAUACCCGUCUAUCCACCCAGAGACCCGACACUGGACAGCGCUCACGUUUGCUGUGUUACACAGCCACAUGGCUGUUGUUCAGCUGCUACUGGAUGCUGGAGCAAACGUAGAAGGUUCACUCUCACAAGGAGGUGAAAAUUAUUCUGAAACAACCCUACAACUAGCCUCUGCAGCUGGUAAUUUUGAGCUUGUUACUUUGCUGCUGGAAAGAGGCGCUGUCCCAAUGAUUGGAACGAUGCACAAGAAUGGGUUCUCAACUACUCCACAUGGUGACAUGAAUUCUUUUAGCCAGGCUGCAGCACAUGGACACAGGAAUGUGUUUCGAAAGUUGUUGGCACAGCCUGAGAAAGAAAAGGGUGACAUUCUGUCCUUAGAGGAGAUGUUGGCUGAGGGCACAGAUCCAAUGGAUAAUCCACAGUGUCAUUCAAGUUCAAAGCAUAACAGCAAGGCCAAGCUGAAGGCGUUAAGUGAAGCCAUGUACCACAGCUCAGAGCACGGAUAUGUGGAUAUUACCAUUGACAACAGGGGUCUUGGCGUUCCAUGGACACUCCACUCAUGGAUGGAUUCACUCUGCACCUCCUUCCAGCAGCACAGACGACCCAUUAUCCAGUGUUUGUUAAAAGAAUUCAGUACAAUUAAGGAAGACGAGUACACUGAGAACCUGCUCACACAGGGCCUUCCAUUAAUGUUUGUCUUAAGAGCCAGCAAGAAUGAAGUCAUCAGUCGGCAGUUAGCAGUCAUUUUCACUCACUGCUAUGGUCCUUAUCCAAUUCCCAAGCUUAAGGAAAUCAAGCAAAAGCAAUCCGCCAGGCUGGAUCCCCACUUUCUGAACAACAGGGAAAUGUCUGACAUCACAUUCCUGGUGGAAGGAAAACCAUUUUAUGCACAUAAAGUAUUAUUAUUUACAGCUUCUGCGAGGUUUAAGGUGCUGCUUUCAGACAGACCACCUUCUGAGAAUGCAUCUAACACCUGCAUUGAAAUCAGUCAUGUCACAUACAAUAUAUUUCAGAUGGUGAUGCAGUACCUUUAUUAUGGAGGGACUGAAAAACUACAGAUUAAAAAUACUGAUAUAUUAGAGCUGUUGUCGGCUGCUAAAUUUUUCCAACUUGAAGCACUACAGCGGCACUGUGAGGUGGUGUGUGCAAAAAACCUCAACUUGGAGAACAGUGUGGACAUGUAUAAUCACACCAAGCUGCUUGGUGCCCAUGAGCUGUCCUCCUACUGUGAAGGCUAUUUCCUGAAGAACAUGGUCGCUCUGAUGGAAAAUGAAGCUUUUAAACAACUACUGUAUGACUCCAAUGAGGAAUCACAAGGCCUCAAUGUGCUGCAAGAUUUAGAGAAAACACUGGCAGAAAGAAUUCAAUCAAUACAUCUGUCAGCUUCAAAGGGUUCAAUUGUAUAAAUGAGGCAGACAUGUAACAGCUGAACAGUAGAGCCGCUUGUUUAAGAACUGCCAUUAUUUUCCAGGCAGCAAACCAGUUUUAAAAAUUAAUAGCACUUUCAUAAGAAACAUAAGAUGGAUAUAGAUGGGGCUAGAGCAGCCAGCUCCAAUGCAUGAGCACCCACCACCUUAGGCUAACGGGCCGAAUGGCCUCCUAAGUUGUCAAGAGCUCCAGGACGCUACCCCAUAUGAAGAACGCUAUAUAAAUGCAAGUUGUUGUUGUAUUUCUAUGUUAUCUUGUGAGAAGCAGACAGGGAAAAUGUGUUUCUAUUCCAAGCCCAGUGGACUACGUUUUAUUCAGGUCAGACUUGUUGCGCAAGUUUUUUGAAUUCCCAGAUCAGGUCAUUUGGAUUUAUGAUGUAUCAAAGCAAAGUGAAUAAACUCCAUGAGAAAAAUGGGUCCUAAAACAUCUGGUUUGGUGCUAUGGUUGGUUCAGAGCAGCUCUCUGUCUGUAUUUCCUUUGUUUAUUGUGAAAGGUUACCUGUACAAACACUGUCUGCAGGAGUGAAAUCUGGUAUUUAUUUGCAUCUGUUGCAUGCUGACAUUCACUGAGACUAAACCCUGUAAGGCUGUGCUUGAAUGUGAAUCUUGGAGUCAUGCUCAAUGAACAAGUAGGAGAGAUGAGAAAUAUGCAGGUUUAGUAAUCAACGUGAUGGUUACUAUGUUUUACCAAAAAGAAGCUGUUUGAAUUGUUCAAAUAUUGUGCUUUUUGGAAUGUUUGAAGUGACCAAAGUGGGAGAUUGACAAUCAGAGGAAUGAAGUCUUUUGUUACUUACAACCAGAGACUGCAUUAGCUUGAGUCUUGACUCUCGACUCUCAAGUCAAGUUUAAUAUUAAUUAUUUGCACAAGCAAAGCAGUUUUGAUUUCAUAUUCUCAUUCUUAAAUUCUUCAUUCUUCUCAGAGCUGAGUCUGCUACCUGAGACACUGAUUUUGGGAUUGAUUGAUUAAUUUUUUUGAGGAUAUUUAUGCCACUUGUAACCUUUGCUAGUGGAGGAAGUGUUCCCUGGGUUUGUGCUGAGCUGGAUUGGAAAUGUGAAGGGUGGUGUUCUGAAGUGUGAAACAGAGAGCUGUACUCUGUAAGGCUUUAAUUUCUUCGUGAAAUUACAGUAUCACCAUAGGAUCUUACCUGACUCUAUUUUUAUAACCCUUUGGUACAAUUAUUGUUAUGUUAUAGAAACUCAUAGAUCCAUAUGAUAAUUCAGCAAGGUUGUGGUUGUCCCAUAAAAUAUACUAUUUAAUAAGACUCAAAAGAUAAUUUACCUUUUCUCUGGCUACCGUGAAGCUAUAAAUAAGUGUAGCCACAAAAUAUCUUGCAUUGCUCGGAAGCUUUGGCACCAGAUAGGAAUAGUGGAAACUUAUAAGAUGAUUUCUGUCAGGACAAUUGGCUGUUUAUUUCACUAAAUUAUUUAGCAUCGCAAUAUAAUGUCAAGUACAUUAGAACAUGUUGAUAGUUUUAAAGUUUAGUCUUUACUAUAGAUUGUGAAAAGAAGUUAAUAUAUGUAAAUAUGACAAAACUCAUGAAAUUAUGUAAUUAUAGAAUGUAUUUUCAUCUCAGUAGCUGAAGGAGGUUGAUGACGGCUUCAUAAACCAGCUCACUGUGUUAAAUGUUUUGUGGUGGCACUUUUCUUUCAAGUGAGUCCAUCUGGCACAGUAACAUGUCAUAAGAUGGAUAAUGUUAUAAUGUUUAGCAAUGUCAAAUCUUGAAGACAUCCAUCCUAUGUGAAAGGCUUUAUAUCAGUACAAAUUUUAUAAAAUUGAGUUUACCAGGUUAGAGACCAAAAAAAAGCCUUGUCUAAUACAUUAACUGAACCUAUAUGUUCCGUACAUAGUUUGGCAAUUUCCCCUCUCAAUGUAGUGUAAUGAAAUCCUACUUUUGCACUGUUUUUUGAGAUUCAAAACAAAUGUACUUGAUUGGAGACAAGUGUUUAGGCAUUGUUGGAUUUUUUUAACACAAAAAACGUACCAAUGUGGGAGAGAAGGCCAUCUAUUAUGUGUUGAUUCCCUGCAGCUAUUCUUCCCCUUAACACAUCAGAAAUGUGGGGUAGUUAUUAAACAGAACAGAUCUAUAGUCAGCCACAACUUUACAUAGAGAAUUGUAUUAUGCUAGCUUCAAUUCUACUUGAGUUCAGGAUAAAGUUUGCUGUAGUUUUGCGUUAGAUUGCAAUUGUUACAGUUUUAGUACUGUAUGAUGUGAAUAUUUUUAUAGGCAACUACUAAUAUGUAUAUCUUAUCUGUGAUUCUGAUACCGUGUAAGACUACACAAUUGUGAUUCACACAUCAUCACUAAUGAUUUUCUAACCUUUAAUGAUGCCUAAUUCUGUUUUGUUUAGAUAAUGUAAAACAAAACAAAAUUGAGCUCACAAAAAUGUGCUCCGUAAUUUUAGCUGAAGCAGAAUUUGAAGGGUGAUUUCCUAGUAGUGAUAUUGGGUAUAAAUUGCAAUGUGCAACACACCUGUUGAUGAAAUAACUAACAGUAGUUAAUGGAAUAAAUAGCAGUUAUAGCUAUAAAACAAAUGUAAUAGAUUUCCUCUUACUGAUUACGACUUACCUAUUUAAUCUAAAAGAAGCACCUUUUGACAUUUUACAAGUACUGUAUAUGUAAUUUCCCAGGCAAAAUAAUAAUCAAUACAUUAGGAAAUUAAUUAGUCUUAUACAUAAAUCAAAAAUGAAAGUUCCAACAUACAUAAGGUUAACAAUCUGUGCUUCUCUUUCAAUACUAUGUGUUUGGGAAAUCCUGAACUAUUUUAAAAGUUACUUUUCUUUAUAAAUCAUAUAGAUUGAGUUACUGUUGAAAUAAAUACAAAAAAACAUUAUUUGAAAAAUAAAUAAUACCCCCUCUUGCUUCUGUCAGUGAAUUAGAGAGCAAUUUGAAUAUUUAGCUAAUUAUGUAUAAGUAGUUAGAGAUUCACUUUAAAUCAUCAAAUAUAAGCUGAACUUUUUAUCAUCAAAAUAUUUUACUUUACAUAAGGUUUUUCAUCAAGAGGGUGAGACGAAACAAGUUGAAUGAGAUGGAAUGGGACAAAGAAAACACAAUUCAUGUAUAUUGUAAACUAUCUCUGUCAACAUUAAACUAUAUUUUAUAUGAAAAGAUUCUAAUUAGAGUUUUAAUAGAUUUUUUUCAGAAUAAACCAAGUAAUGGCCCAGCACGUUUAAUGUGUUAUAGUUGAGCUGCGUGGAACCAAACUGGUGUAUUUCCCAUUAUCUAGAUAGAAAUGGUAUUUAAAUGGUGUAUCGUGUAAAUCUAAAUUGUUUUAUUUUUGACAGCAUGGUAAAAGAUUACCUAAAUUUGUGUGUUUUGUAAAAUAUUGUAUAUAUUUACGGUUCUGCGUAUACCAUUAUUUCUGAAUCAAAACUCCUGUACUAGCUUGUUUGUUUCAUCUCUGAAAAUGAAGAUUGCUUCGGGUAUGUGAGCACAUACAUGAAUUUGCACUGAUACCAGGUAUUUAAAUCUUUGUUAAGGUGUUAAAAUAGCUUGCAAUAGCGAUCACUUAGAUGAGAAUAUCCCUUUGAAAAUAAUAUGCUUCUCUUUAAAAGUAUUGCCUGCAAUUUGAUUGUUUUUAUCUAUUGUGAACUAUGUAUAAACAAUUGCAAUUGUAUUUUCAACAAUUAUAUUGGUUCAAUUUAAUAAAGUAAUACUCCCCAGGUACUGAUGGGGGAAUGCAGAUGCCUCUAGGGUUUCCCAGCACACUCUGCCUUCUUCAGACAGUCUUAUCUAUGUUUGAGUGAAUUUUAUCAAACUUGCUGGGAGAAUCAUAACAUGCAUUUAAAUAUAUAUAUUGUGUAAUAUGUUAGCGUCAGACCUUGAAAAAGGUAGGCUGCAAAACACAAAGUAUAUUCUGAAGAUUGUUUUAUUAAAUGCAUUUGUGAAAAA
Messenger RNA from Callorhinchus milii (elephant shark), 7041 nucleotides. RefSeq names its product BTB (POZ) domain containing 11b (gene abtb3b). The record is from RefSeq and is a predicted model, not a curated record. Lineage: Eukaryota; Metazoa; Chordata; Chondrichthyes; Chimaeriformes; Callorhinchidae. Gene Ontology annotation, molecular function: protein heterodimerization activity.